Molecule: messenger RNA, 693 nt
Organism: Fonsecaea monophora
Lineage: Eukaryota; Fungi; Ascomycota; Eurotiomycetes; Chaetothyriales; Herpotrichiellaceae
Exons: 2
Coding region: 1-693 (230 amino acids)
Source: RefSeq, a predicted model, not a curated record
AUGCCGUACAACGCAAAGUCACCCCAAUAUUCUCCGUAUGUCCCCUGCCUCUUCGACUACGCCAACGGUGUGCUCAAAACCAUCUACUUGCCAACAAGGAGGCGGCCAACCCUGGCAUCUUCAGUUGCUUCGAAUGUCUUUCACUGUACCAACACAUCAGUAAUUCAACGUCACCACCGUUACUACAACGUCGAGCUCUUGGGUGACCAAUGUCUGGACAUGAGCUUGCGGGACAUGGAGCGCAUCGGUCAGCAAGGAUUCAACCCUCAGGACAACCUGAGCCUUCUCAGAAUCGCCAGUCAUCCAGACAGGAUCCCAGCUGCAGCCGAGUCGACCCUGGACGCGCACGCCAGACAAACACCGCUGCAGAGAAAACGAACGGCAGACGGGGCGAUCAAGCACCAGCACAGCUCACGGAUUUCUGAUCAGAGAGAUGAGCUUCGGCUACACAGCGACUACAAACGAACCUCGGACGUGAAGAUGAAAAUGGACCUGGACAUCUUGAGGCGUCGUAUCGCGUUGAUUGAAGCACAAGAGCAGGGGAGCACCCAGCAUAGGUCGGUGUCGAAACGAGCAAGAGGGCAGCAGCAGCAACUGGCAGGACGGGGACAACGGCAACAGCAGAUUGGAGAUAGACAAGAUGCUGAGACGAAAAACGAUCUGACAGACUGGAAGGAAGCGAUCAUCCGGUGA